AUGGCCAUCCAGCAAGUCCCCCAGUGGCCACUGCCAGCCAUACGGCCGGGCGCAGCGUCACGCCAUAUCGGCCGGGAACGGGAAGGGGAAGGGGACCUACGGCUGGGACUUGUUUCUUUUCCCCUUCAUAAACAUCAGAGUCACCUCCAUGACCAGAACGUGACGCCCUGGUUCCUCCGGAUUGGGGAUGACACGGAGCACCACGUCCCGGUACCGCAGAGCGUUGUUGGAGCCCCGAACGCAGCCGCUCUCGAUGAGCGCUCCUGGACGAGAAGACGUGUAGGCGGCCAUCAGCAUCAGCAGCGGCAGCUGCACUGUAUACCGCUCGUGUGGGACCGCCGACGUGUCCAAGCACCAGUGCUAGUGGAGGACGGACAGCAGAUCCUCAACGCUGAGGGUGGGCUUGCAUUCGACCGAGAGAUCUAG
Blastomyces gilchristii SLH14081 is the source of this 426-nucleotide messenger RNA. RefSeq lists its product as uncharacterized. The coding region runs from base 1 to 426 and encodes 141 amino acids. The transcript is spliced from 2 exons. Lineage: Eukaryota; Fungi; Ascomycota; Eurotiomycetes; Onygenales; Ajellomycetaceae. The record is from RefSeq and is a predicted model, not a curated record.